AUCAGUACUGUUUUAUUCUGACGAGUGGAAUCAUGUUUAAAACGUGUUUAGGGAUUGUUUUGCUGAUUUCUUGUGACGGAUUGCUUGCACAAAAUGUAAGCAAUUCGUUUAAUUGGGGAGUAGAGCAUUGUGGCUAUGCAUUAGGCUUGGUGAUGAAUAAGCUGAAUUUAUUAGACCACCACAUCAUCGAGAAAGAGGUUCAAAUGGAGAGUAAGCUAAACGAUUUGAGCUCUAAGAUUGAUAGUUUAAUGCAGCAAAAGUGCAAUACAACAACCCUUCCGGUGUUCAACAAGACCAAAGACGAUGUUUACAGCUCCUGUAGGAAGACACCCGCUACUGGAGUGUACACGAUACAGCCUGAAAAGCCAUUUAAAGAGCCAAUUACUGUGCUGUGCGAUCAAGAGUACGAAUCAGGCGGCUGGAUUGUGAUACAGCAUCGGUUUGACGGAUCGACAAACUUCUAUCGGAACUGGAAGGAGUACAAGAAUGGGUUCGGAAAUCUGGACGGAGAGUUUUGGCUGGGUUUGGAUCGUAUUUAUCAGUUGACUGUGUCGCAGCCAUAUGAGUUGGUUGUACUGCUGGAGGAUUUCGAUGGCAACAAAACGUUCGCCAGAUACGAUCAGUUUGAGAUAGCUGACGAGAACCAGAUGUACAUGCUUAGUAAAAUAGAAGGCUUCUCAGGACCUGCGGGUGAUUCCUUAGGGAAUGUGAAAGGGAUGAAGUUUUCCACUCUAGAUUCCGACAAUGAUACAUGGAAGGAUAGCUGUGCAGUGACCUACACAGGAGCCUGGUGGUAUAGCGCUUGCCACGCUAGCAAUCUGAAUGGGCAGUACUUGCGAGGCGAAACUACAGAAUAUGCAACAGGGAUGGUAUGGAAAACGUUCCGGGGAUACUAUCACUCACUAAAAAUGGCAAAAAUGAUGAUAAGGCCCAAAUGGCUGCGAGCUUGAGUGGGUAUAGCUACACAAAUGUGAACAAUGAUAAAUAGAAUGCUAAUAAAACUUACACGCAUGGAAUAAUA
Anopheles coluzzii is the source of this 1021-nucleotide messenger RNA. Its product is annotated as ryncolin-1-like. The coding region runs from base 33 to 950 and encodes 305 amino acids. NCBI's taxonomy places the organism in Eukaryota, Metazoa, Arthropoda, Insecta, Diptera, Culicidae. The transcript is spliced from 2 exons. The record is from RefSeq and is a predicted model, not a curated record.